UAUUUAUCUGAUUUGCAGACAAAUAGUAAAUUUUUAUCUCUCAAUGCACCUGUUUUAGACGGUUGUAUUGUGAGUAAUAUUUGGGGCUAGUCCCGUUUUCAACGUCUAGCCGCAGUAGUUAUAGUUAAAGGAAUCUAGUGGCAUAAUAAUCAAGUAGAAUGGCAACCAAAUCCAGUCAACAACAACCAUUUGCUUUUGCAAAUCCUGGAGCAAUAACGUCUUUAAUUACAGUGGUUGUUCUUGCUCUUUGCUGUCUUGUUGGAUUUGCUUCUCGUCUGUUUGCUGUCAUUAGAUUUGAAAGCAUUAUUCAUGAAUUUGAUCCAUGGUUUAACUACAGAGCCACACAUCAUCUGAGUGAAAAUGGUUUUUAUGAUUUUCUGAACUGGUUUGAUGAAAGUGCAUGGUAUCCACUUGGAAGAAUUGUUGGUGGAACGGUUUAUCCUGGUCUCAUGAUUACAGCAGGAGGAAUCCAUUGGAUUUUAAACGCACUUCACCUCACUGUUCAUAUUAGGGAUGUUUGUGUAUUUCUUGCUCCCUUGUUCAGUGGUUUGACAGCUAUUUCAACAUUUCUUUUAACAAAGGAGUUAUGGAGUGCUGGGGCUGGACUGUUUGCAGCAUGCUUUAUAGCGAUAGUUCCUGGGUAUAUUUCAAGAUCAGUUGCAGGAAGUUAUGAUAAUGAAGGAAUUGCAAUCUUUGCAUUGCAGUUUACUUAUUUCCUCUGGAUUAAAUCUGUCAAAACGGGAUCGGUUCUUUGGUCAGUGUUUGCCGCCCUGUCAUACUUUUAUAUGGUAUCGGCAUGGGGAGGAUAUGUUUUCAUCAUCAAUUUAAUUCCACUUCACGUAUUCGUGCUUCUACUUAUGCAAAGGUUUUCAACAAGAAUUUAUGUCGCUUACACAACAUUUUUUAUUCUUGGUCUACUGCUGUCUAUGCAAGUUCCAUUCGUUGGUUUUCAACCAAUUCGUACCAGUGAACACAUGGCAUCUGCAGGUGUAUUUGUCUUGUUGCAAGCUUAUUGUUUCCUCGACUACAUUCGUUCGAAAAUGACAAAACAACAAUUUCGUUCAUUAUUUUUCUUUGCUGUGACGGCAUCGGCUGGAGUGGUGUUUUUAACAGUAGUCGUACUGACAUACGCAGGUAUCAUUGCACCGUGGAGCGGUAGAUUCUAUUCAUUAUGGGACACAGGUUAUGCUAAAAUACACAUUCCAAUUAUCGCAUCAGUGUCUGAACAUCAACCUACAACUUGGUCGUCGUUUUUCUUUGAUUUACACAUUCUCGUCUGUGCUUUCCCUGCUGGAUUGUGGUUUUGCAUCAAGAAAAUCAAUGAUGAACGGGUUUUCAUUAUACUCUACGCCAUUUUUGCGGCCUAUUUUGCUGGUGUGAUGGUUCGACUUAUGCUGACGUUAACUCCAUGUGUUUGUAUGUUGGCGGGUGUUGCAUUUUCCAAUACAUUCUCAAUAUUUUUGAAAGAUGACGUCGAGACUAAUGAAAAAUCAGAGAAAAGGAGAUCUAUUUCGAAUGGUAAAGAAGCGGGUGAUGGUGAAAUUGAUGAGGAAACUCAGGAAGGGAAAUUGUAUGAUAAAGCAGGAAAACCUAAGAAAAAAUCUUCAACUUCUGCAGGAACUACUGGAACUUCUUCAUCCAAGUCAAAAAAAGAUGAAGACAAUACAUUGGGCUCAAAUUUGAAGAUGUUUGUGAUCAUGCUGAUGUUAAUGAUGCUCAUGAUGUUUGUUGUUCAUUGUACAUGGGUUACGGGAAAUGCUUAUUCAUCACCCAGUGUUGUGUUGGCUUCCUAUAAUAAUGAUGGGUCGAGAAACAUUUUGGAUGAUUUUCGUGAAGCUUAUUAUUGGCUGCGUCAAAAUACACACGAAAAGGCUAGAGUUAUGUCAUGGUGGGAUUAUGGAUAUCAGAUUGCAGGAAUGGCGAAUAGAACAACUCUUGUAGAUAACAAUACUUGGAACAACAGUCACAUAGCAUUGGUUGGCAAGGCUAUGUCGUCAACAGAAGAUAAAGCUAUAGAAAUUAUGAGAGCGUUGGAUGUCGAUUAUGUUCUUGUUAUUUUUGGUGGAGUUAUUGGAUAUUCUGGCGAUGAUAUCAAUAAGUUCUUAUGGAUGGUUCGUAUUGCUGAAGGUGAACAUCCAAAAGAUAUCAAAGAGUCGAACUAUUUCACCCCUCAGGGUGAAUUCCGAGUUGAUAAAGGUGGUUCGAAGACCCUUCUUAAUUGUCUGAUGUAUAAAAUGAGUUAUUACAGGUUUGGUGAUGUUCAGCUGGAUUUUCGCAAUCCCGCAGGAUAUGAUAGAACAAGGAAUGUUGAAAUUGGAAACAAGAAUAUCAAACUUAAACACUUGGAAGAAGCAUAUACAUCAGAACAUUGGCUUGUUAGAAUUUAUAGGGUUAAGAAACCAGCAAAUCGUGAAAAGAUGUCUCGUCCACUGACUCAUAAACAUUAUAAAGCCAAGUACAUUUCAAAGAAGACGAAAUCUAAGAAACGUGGCUACAUGAAGUCUAGGGAUAACAAAAAAAUCGUCAAAGGAAAGAGGAAUCGUGCAAAAUCAGUCAAGAAGUCUACGAAGAAAAAUAAAGCAGCAUCUUAGAUGAUAUUCCUUUCAAAAUAAAGCUGCUAAUCAUAUUCGAUGCUGAUAAAGAAAGAUUUCACUGACAUGUGCAAUCAAUCGUAUUUAGACACAACUUUGGAGUAGGCAAUUUCUGACAAUUUACUCCAAAGGGAUUUAUAUCAAAAUUUUAGUAAAUUUGUCAUGUGAUUUUUUUAUUAUAUUUGGGGUAAAAAUAUUGUAGAUGUUCAGGAUUGUUUUAAGUUUAAACGGUGCUGUAUGUAAGAAAUGUAGUUAGUUGAAAACACUUUUCGGAUCUGGAAUUCUGUCAAACCAAGUUUUUUUUUAUCUUCGAAUGGGUUUGUAGAUUUCUCCUCAUAUUUGAAAAUAUUUUACUUUACUAAAAUAGUAUAGGCUUCAAAGACUUGAAAUGAAAAGUACUGGUUCCCAACUCAUUUUUAAUAAAUCUCUCUUUGCUUAUUUUGGAUCUUUUCAUUCCUCCCACGUAUAAACUCCGGAUCCGUUAUUUGUUCAAUCUUUAAUAGAUCCUUAGGUAUUGCUACGCACAAUUCACUCCACACCACACUCGUAUUUCAUUAAUAACUCACUUGGAGGAAAAGAGUCAUGUCAGAAUUUGAAAAAAAUGACAUAAAAAAAAAAUUGAGGCAUUCACCCAAAAAAGAAACAAAAUGGCGACGAUUUGAAGUUUGUGUCUGAACAGAUUCGCUUAAAAUGACCAGCCCUAACCACGAUAACAUUGAUGAUUCAAUAUAUAUCUUUGCAAUAUAACCGGGCAUUUUAUUACCCAUUUCUAGUAGAAGUUUUAAUGUUAUAAGAAUAAAACAGCUAGGUUUCUAAGAAAUACAAAACAAAUAGUUUCAAAGACAGAUAAAAUAUUUUGAAACGUUUUUGAACGCUGCUUAAGUAUGUUGUAGUCGCUCGUAUAGUAAUUAUUGUCCUUCAUAUUUUUUUUAAUCUUAUCCCAUUCAAACACAGAAUUAUUACAGAUACUUUUGAUUUUCCAACAUGAUAGUUCAAAACCAAUCAUUCAAUUUAAAUUAUCUUAUCUGUUCAAAAUACUGAACAAUUUGGCAUUUACUCAGUUUGUUCAACAAAAAUCACUGUGGUCUCCUGGUAAGUAUUCUUUCAAAAUGAGCCUAAAAUUUAGUGACAAUAGUAACCUAUAUCUAAUUAGAUUGUGAAAUUUCUUCAAAUCCAUAGGUAAAUAGGAUUCAUAGGAUCAUUCAUCAAAAGCUGUUGCGUCUUAUAGACCGAUGCGCCUCAUAUGGGUAGAAAACCCAAUCGUGAGUGAUUGACAAUCUGCCUCCUGGUCCAUCAAAUGCUGUAUUUUUUGUCAUUGAUAUUAACUUUAAAUAAAUAAUUGUGUCAUGUAUGAAUAAAAUUCCAGUCUAAGCGAUUUCUUGACAAUGCGCCGCAUGGUCCAUAAAAUAUUGUAUUUUUCGCCAUUGAUAUGACCAAGAUAUUAAUUUUAAAUAAAUAAUUAAUUGUGUAGUCACGUCCACCUUGAUGUAAAUGCAGUCUCUCUUAUCUCAGGCCAUAACCAUAAUGUUGUUUCUAAAAGAAGUUAGGUGACACAUUUAAUUAACAACUUGUGGUUACUCAUGGUUUCGUUAUGAGAUUCAUUGUUAAUUGCAACAUGCCUGUCCUUAUUAUUAUAGAUCCUAUUGUACGCUUGCGGAAUAUGGUGUGCUAUUUUGAUAUAGGGAAAAGCGGAAAUAAAUUUUCUUGAAUAAAUGUCAGUCAAAUUUUGUUGUGAGCAUGA
Styela clava is the source of this 4332-nucleotide messenger RNA. RefSeq names its product dolichyl-diphosphooligosaccharide--protein glycosyltransferase subunit STT3B-like. Gene Ontology annotation, cellular component: membrane. Gene Ontology annotation, biological process: post-translational protein modification. Lineage: Eukaryota; Metazoa; Chordata; Ascidiacea; Stolidobranchia; Styelidae. The record is from RefSeq and is a predicted model, not a curated record. Gene Ontology annotation, molecular function: dolichyl-diphosphooligosaccharide-protein glycotransferase activity.